Eimeria mitis is the source of this 516-nucleotide messenger RNA. RefSeq lists its product as uncharacterized. The transcript has 5 exons. The record is from RefSeq and is a predicted model, not a curated record. Lineage: Eukaryota; Apicomplexa; Conoidasida; Eucoccidiorida; Eimeriidae. Bases 1 to 516 code for a protein of 171 amino acids.
AUGCCGGCACACCCCUCGGUUCCUGUCAUGCCGCUGCCAUUCCCUGUUCCCCCCUUGGGCGGUUACGGCGGGGCGUCUCCCCAGCCUUCUGCUGCGGGUCAUCUUCAAGGGGGACCUCCUCACGGGCCCCCAGGGUUCUUCCCCCCUGCCUUUGUGGGACAGCAGCAGCAACCUGAGCAGCAACGCGUUUCUCCCCAUCCCCAGCAGAGCCCCCAGACCCAGCAGCCGUCUCCUGCUGCUGCGGGCCCCUCCACAACCGUACAGAAAAGGCCCCCGCAACAGCGGACGCCCCCUGUGCCAGCGAAGAAGCAACAGACAGACAGCAAGCCAGCAGGUGCUUCGGACUUGAAGGCGGCAAUAGCCUUUGUUCCCACUCACUUGAGCUUGGCCAAGUUUUUAGAAGCCAACAAACAACAGGGAGAGGGAAAAGGAAUUGGGGGGACGCCAAAAGCACCGGCGCCUGCAGAUCUCGACAGGGCCUUCGACGAGUUCUUAAAGGAGGUGGGCGCAUCUUAG